Molecule: messenger RNA, 611 nt
Organism: Daucus carota subsp. sativus
Lineage: Eukaryota; Viridiplantae; Streptophyta; Magnoliopsida; Apiales; Apiaceae
Exons: 6
Coding region: 33-611 (192 amino acids)
Source: RefSeq, a predicted model, not a curated record
CCGCAUUUAGAAAACUAAGAUAUUGGAGGCUAAUGUUAUGCAGGACUUGGAUGGAACCAUGGAUGUUCUUUGUAGCUCUAUGUAGUAUCGGUACCGGGUAUUUCAUUGGUUCAUCAAUACAAACACUUCCAACAAAUAAGAUUACUAAAGUUUAUUCAGGCUCGUCGAUGUGCUACAUUGUUGAAUCUGAACUUUCAAGCUCAGGCCAAGGAUUCAGAACAGUUGAUAGCACUAGUAUAUAUGUAGCAACAAAUCCACGAGGAGCUGAAGGAUUGCCUCCAGAUAUUGUAGAACCAUAUUCAGAUCUUUAUCUUAAUGAAUUUCUUGAAAGUUCGAGAAAGGAAUCAGCAGUAAAACCCAAGUACUUACUGGCUUUAACAGUGGGGUAUAAUCAGAAGAAAAUAGUUGAUAAAAUUAUCUCCAAGUUCUCAGAGAACUUUUUGAUUGUUUUGUUCCAUUACGAUGGGAGAGCAAGUUCCUGGGAUGAUUUGGAAUGGUCACGUCGAGCAAUUCAUAUAAGUUCAAGAAAACAAACUAAAUGGUGGUAUGCGAAGCGAUUUCUUCAUCCUCACAUUGUAGCUGCCUACGAUUUCUUCAUCCUCACAUUGUAG